ACGCUUGCAAAUCGGUGGAAGAGAUUAAAGAUUAUAUCCCAAAACUUUUGUCAGAGGUGGAAGUCAGAGUACUUAAAUGAGCUUCACCGUAGAUACAAAUGGAAGUAUCAGCAAGAUAACAUACAGGUCAAUGAUUUAGUUGUCAUCAGGGAUGAGAGAUAUCCCACCGAGUGGAAGUUAGGACGAGUUUUUAAAACAUACCCCGGUGUUGAUCAGAACACUCGAGUUGUAGACAUUCGAACUUCCAAUGGCAUAGUCAGUCGACCCAUAACUAAGAUUGUCAAAUUAUUCUCAGACACCCCUAGCAAUUCAUAAUCACAUCAAAACACGGUACUCACGAGAUUUUGGUUACAGAUAAUGGCCGGAUAUUUACCUCGCCCAGAGUCCCCACGACCCGCCAGACCCACACGCCCUCGCUUCGACCCACGGGAACCCAGGUAUCGCCCCGCAUCUUGGCAGUAUGCCUGUGGCCUCUGCCAGGAGGACCACGCCAUACGGUCAUGCCCGCGGUUCCGGCAAAUGACACCGUAUCAGAGAUACGAGACAGUUGAGAGACGGAGUUACUGUCGGAACUGUCUGGCGCGCAGCCAUCUGGCCCCAGACUGCCCCGUGGUCACUGCCUGCCGGACAUGCGACUACCGCCAUCACACAAUGCUGCAUGGAGCCCCACAGCUUAGGGAGACAUACGGCAGCUACAGCCCGCCCCCAAUGGAGAUUGCCAACCCACGGCAACUUGCAAUCGAACCAGCCAACCAGAUGCCCAUCGUCCAAGGCCCUCCCCCGGUCGAGAUACCUUACAGCCGGGCCACUGUUUUUGUACCCACGGCGAUGGUGGAAUUGGCACCCGAGGAGCAGGACGAGUGGGCUGGGGUACGGGUACUUUUGUGCCAGGCAUCGACCAUCACCCGAAUCGCGGCAGCCACAGUAACUCGCCUGGGGAUACCAACGAGAGAGCGCAGAGGGCACCGUCUGGCAACAAUAAGACUUCGGUCAAGGCAUGCGUCGAGGAGGACCAUGUAUACCAUCCAGGCAGUGGUGACCCGGGAUUUGCCGCGACGACCCUAUUCAGAUCCCAUCAUUCCCGACCCCACAAGCAGCCUAAGAUCCCUUCCUUUGGCAGAUGCUGACCCUAGGGGCAACGAACCAAUCGAUGUAGAGGUAGGGGCCGAUGCCUACGCCCACCUCCGGAGGAGUGGUGUUGUGCAACCCGGAUUGGGAGCCGUCUUCGCCCAGGAGACAGAUUGGGGAUACGUGUUCGUCGGCCCAGUCACCUCACAGGCAAGAAACCAAAAUUAAAAAGACACAAGUGACACAACAACAACAGACUCAAGCACCAAAUUCUAAAAGCGACCCACAAUCUCAGUACAGAAAUAAACAACAAUCAAAAGUGCGGGACACUAACAACACCAACCACAACCAAAAGUUCGGGCCACAAUUAAAACUAUAACUUUAUAUUGCACAAUUCCCUAACAUUAAAAUAAAGCUGCAUUUUUUCCUAUUAAGAUUUAAAUUUGUCUACUUAAAUCUACAUAUGAAAUUUAUUAAUCAAACCCUAAGUGAAACCUAAACUAAUUCAAUCGUUUGUUCCCAAUACAAAUUUUGCUAUCUAAAACUAAGUGUAAUAUUUGCUACUUAAACUAAAAAUGAAUUGCUCUACUUACCCUAAUUAAAAGCAAAUAAUUAAUUCUAAAAUUCUCUAACUAAUGCUAACUAUAAUCAAUUAUUCAACUCAAUUGGCUACUUAUAUCUAAUGAAAUCUAAAAGCACUGAAAAAUAACAAUUACAAUA
Molecule: messenger RNA, 1788 nt
Organism: Stomoxys calcitrans (stable fly)
Lineage: Eukaryota; Metazoa; Arthropoda; Insecta; Diptera; Muscidae
Exons: 2
Coding region: 358-1296 (312 amino acids)
Source: RefSeq, a predicted model, not a curated record